Schistocerca gregaria is the source of this 797-nucleotide messenger RNA. RefSeq names its product mitochondrial import inner membrane translocase subunit Tim29. The transcript has 3 exons. Gene Ontology annotation, biological process: protein insertion into mitochondrial inner membrane. The coding region runs from base 184 to 723 and encodes 179 amino acids. NCBI's taxonomy places the organism in Eukaryota, Metazoa, Arthropoda, Insecta, Orthoptera, Acrididae. The record is from RefSeq and is a predicted model, not a curated record. Gene Ontology annotation, cellular component: TIM22 mitochondrial import inner membrane insertion complex.
GCUUUCAAUGAGGACGGCUGCCGCUAUGUUCCAGUAAGCGUGUUCCAAGCGUGGUCACUCGUCUUGUCAGAGAUUUUAUUGUAGUAAUGAAAAAGAUUGUUUGUGUUGUACAUCUAUGGAAGUUUGAAUUGUGGGAUAGAAAGAGGUAGUGAGAAAAAUAAACUAAAUAAAUUAUAAUAUAGCAUGUCAGUGGCAGGAGAGACGCAGGUCGAGAAGAAAAUUCCAAUUAAGGAAAAAUUACGACUUUAUUUGAUAAAUCUAGCAAAGGACUACCAAGAAGCUACCUUAGAUCUUGUGAAAGACGCUAAAGCUAACAAAAGAAGGUCCUUCAUAACAGCACUAGGUCUGGGUUUUGCUGUAUGCUGCUCUCUCACCAACCCUGAUGAAGAAAGCUUUCGUCGAGAUGUUAUAAUGUGUAAUCAGGACAUUAUGUUAGUAGGAAAACCAAUACGUAAUCCAGCUUCUGUUCAGCAUAUGGAGCACAUUGAAAGCUGCUAUAACAAGGGUCUCAUACGUAGUUUAAAUCUUGGUUUGUUUUCACUUAUAUGGGUUGAUAAUAGAAGUAAAAGUUCAGCUGCUUAUAGUGCACAGUGCAGUUAUCUUCGCCCAUCAUUUUUUACGUUCCAUAAACAUGUAAUUGAUGUUGGCUUUCUUGGAAGAUGGUGGUGGCUAAAUAGUGUAAUGACUGAUUAUGACAUAAAUCCUCUAGAAUUUCCUAAGUGAUCAGUGUUUUGUUAUUUUUUUAGUCUAUGAACUUAUUGUUUUGAAACUAAUAAACAAUCUGUUAGUAAAAAUCA